UGCUGCGUCUGCCUUCACUAACACAAAAAGGGAAAGUACCACAAGGAUGAUUCUUUGUUGAGCAGAUACACAGAGAAGAACACGGUCCAACCAUAAAACAUCCUCACCGUAUCACGCUCGUAGCUCAGGAAGCGACCUCACUCUGCUUGGGUGCACACCAGAGGAAACUCAGGACUUGUACAGCCGUCACUUCUUAACAUCUGUCUUCCUGCGCUCCCCGAGCUCAGAGCGCUCUGAACGCAGCCCAAGACGGACCAUGCCACAGAGGAGCCAGCAUCCCCUGAUCUAUGUCCUGCUGAUUUGGACCAGCAUAGUCACCAUAAUCCUGUUUGUGUUCAUCACCCUUUUCUUCAUACCGGGACAGUCUUCGAACAGUAGCACUGUAGGGCACACAUCCCCAUUACACAUUACACCGUCCUCCCCCGAAAUACUCAACUUAAAAGCGUCAGAAGGGCGCCAGUCCACCAUUAAAUGGACCACGAUGCAGUCAGAUUCAAGCCUGAUUUUAAAAGGCUCAGGAGAGACUAUUAAGUUUCUAAAGGAUGGAAACUAUAUCCUGAACUUUCAGGUAACACUGUCUCCAUGUGACGAAGGGCCAGUCUCAAACACGGCACACUCCGUGACCCUGAAACUGGACGGCAAAGAUAAGCUGGUGGGUUGGAUUAACACAAACUCCAACAGCACAGGCCUGCUCAGCAGGAUCUUGCGUCUGGCAGCGGGUACUGUGCUGGUUAUUUCUAUUGACCCCGCUGCCUGCGUCAACACCACUGUAAGCAUGACCCAUCUGGACAUCAUUUGGCUGUACUAACUACAGCUUUAGCGGCACGUCCACCGGCGCGGGUAUAUGCCAGCGCAUCCGGAUCCUCCUCUCUCCAGAAAUCCUGCCCCCGAUCAAAAUGUAGUACGCAGCGAUUGCUUGGUACUUAUAUUUUCCUGUCUUCACUUUUGGAUUAGCUUAGUAAAUCACUAAACUUGUAAAGUGAGAGGGUAGAGGUGUAUGGAUAAAACAGCUGAAGGUAUUGUCUCUGAAAACGGAGAAAAACAUCUCAAAUUGUAGCUGGACAAUUAUUUUUCUACAAGCAAAAUCUUUAAGUAAAAGUUUUUUAUGCUUUUAUGAGUCUCAGGGGUUCCUAUCAUCACUACAAAUCGGUUUCUUGAUUUUGAUGCCUUAAGGCUGCUUUUCAGUUAUUAUUUAUGCUUGCAAAUCCAAUUGAAUGAACAGAAUAUAUGCUGUAACACUGAGGGAGGAAGGGGGAAAUGAGGUUUUUACUCAUCUCUGCUUUUAGCUCUGUAAUACAACCUUACUAAAUUGUUUAGAUUUAAUUUCUUGUUUGUAAUUAUUUUUGCGUUACAAAUGAUUUUUUUAAAUAAUAUUUUUACACAGAAGUGCCAAAAUAAGGGCAAAUUAGAUUUUCUUUCUUUCUUGAAAAUGUAUUUUAUCUGCACCAAUCCUUUCUAAAUGCUGAUUUCUUGACUUUAUGCUGUAUGAAUUUAUAUAUUUAUGUUGAAGCUAUUUAUUGUUUGGACCAAAGUUAUUUACAGGACAUUGUAAAUAGGGACAUUCCACCGACAGAUCAGCUGAUACUCAACGAAUGUAUGACAUUAUGUGUUACAGUGUGUUUCUGUCCGGCACACAUUGUAUGUUUUUGUUGUUCUUUUUUUUGUCGGUGGUGAUUCACUGGAAUGUGCUUAAAAUGUUUUCAUUAAGUCUGUCGAGCUGAAAUCUUUCUAACAGGAACAUGUGGUUUCAGAAGUACUUGUGGUAUGCUCAUUUAUUUUCACAGGCUGUUGUGUUUUAUUUUUAAAUUACGGCAUCUACACAACAGAGUUUGUGUUAUUGCUAUAUCAUGUAAGUGAAGUUGCUCAAACAAGCUAACCUUCAACAUCCCAAGUUAUUGCUCAGUUUACACGUUCUGAUACAGAAAAAUAUAUAUUUUUUUUGGUCGU
Fundulus heteroclitus (mummichog) is the source of this 1947-nucleotide messenger RNA. RefSeq names its product TNF superfamily member 18 (gene tnfsf18). Lineage: Eukaryota; Metazoa; Chordata; Actinopteri; Cyprinodontiformes; Fundulidae. The record is from RefSeq and is a predicted model, not a curated record. Gene Ontology annotation, molecular function: protein binding. The transcript is spliced from 4 exons. The coding region runs from base 257 to 808 and encodes 183 amino acids.